Homo sapiens (human) is the source of this 2778-nucleotide messenger RNA. RefSeq names its product olfactory receptor family 52 subfamily N member 5 (gene OR52N5). The record is from RefSeq and is marked validated. Gene Ontology annotation, molecular function: olfactory receptor activity; G protein-coupled receptor activity. NCBI's taxonomy places the organism in Eukaryota, Metazoa, Chordata, Mammalia, Primates, Hominidae. Gene Ontology annotation, cellular component: plasma membrane; membrane. The transcript has 3 exons. Bases 309 to 1283 code for a protein of 324 amino acids. Gene Ontology annotation, biological process: G protein-coupled receptor signaling pathway; nervous system process; detection of chemical stimulus involved in sensory perception of smell.
UGGGCCCUCUCCCUGGCAUGAACACCUUUCACAUCACUUCUCCUCAGGAGCUAUAUUGUGGCCAGAGGCAACCAUGGAUGCUACAUGUAUUUUGUGUCAAAUGGCUGCCCAGCGUGGGAUGAGGAGGCCGCACAGGAUGCAACAGUGAUAGGAUCAAUCACUCCACCCUUCACCAGAUACUGGAGGCGUGGACAUCUACAUCAGGUAAUGGAACUCAUUGUCAUCAAGGAUGGACAAGCAAUUGUGAUUGACACAAGGUCGUAAGCUGCAGCAUAUCUUGAUGUGGAUGAAACUUCUGGAAAAAUAGAAUGCCUCUAUUUAAUUCAUUAUGCUGGUUUCCAACAAUUCAUGUGACUCCUCCAUCUUUUAUUCUUAAUGGAAUACCUGGUCUGGAAAGAGUACAUGUAUGGAUCUCCCUCCCACUCUGCACAAUGUACAUCAUCUUCCUUGUGGGGAAUCUUGGUCUUGUGUACCUCAUUUAUUAUGAGGAGUCCUUACAUCAUCCGAUGUAUUUUUUUUUUGGCCAUGCUCUCUCCCUCAUUGACCUCCUUACCUGCACCACCACUCUACCCAAUGCACUCUGCAUCUUCUGGUUCAGUCUCAAAGAAAUUAACUUCAAUGCUUGCUUGGCCCAGAUGUUCUUUGUUCAUGGGUUCACAGGUGUGGAGUCUGGGGUGCUCAUGCUCAUGGCUCUAGACCGCUAUGUAGCCAUUUGCUACCCUUUGCGUUAUGCUACCACACUCACCAACCCUAUCAUUGCCAAGGCUGAGCUUGCCACCUUCCUGAGGGGUGUAUUGCUGAUGAUUCCUUUCCCAUUCUUGGUUAAGCGUUUGCCUUUCUGCCAAAGCAAUAUUAUCUCCCAUACGUACUGCGACCACAUGUCUGUAGUAAAGCUAUCUUGUGCCAGCAUCAAGGUCAAUGUAAUCUAUGGUCUAAUGGUUGCUCUCCUGAUUGGAGUGUUUGACAUUUGUUGUAUAUCUUUGUCUUACACUUUGAUCCUCAAGGCAGCGAUCAGCCUCUCUUCAUCAGAUGCUCGGCAGAAGGCUUUCAGCACCUGCACUGCCCAUAUAUCUGCCAUCAUCAUCACCUAUGUUCCAGCAUUCUUCACUUUCUUUGCCCACCGUUUUGGGGGACACACAAUUCCCCCUUCUCUUCACAUCAUUGUGGCUAAUCUUUAUCUUCUUCUUCCCCCAACUCUAAACCCUAUUGUUUAUGGAGUAAAGACAAAACAGAUACGCAAGAGUGUCAUAAAGUUCUUCCAGGGUGAUAAGGGUGCAGGUUGAUUCAAGGCAACUUAAUUCAGAUGGAAGAAAGAUAAAUGAAAAAUAACAAAGAAUAAACUUACGUGUGAUAUUUUACAUUUAUUCAUGUGUAGUAUCAUACAUUUUCUCUCUCAGUCUAUGUUUUCUGAAACUGUUUUGGGGAAAUUUAUAGCCCAUUCUGGAUGUAUAUCUCAGUGCCUUUCCCUUAAUUUUUGUCUAUUGCCAGUUUUUAAAAAAUGAGUUUAACUCAAUUUAUUUAAAUUGACACAUAAAGUUAAAUAUGUCAUAUAUAACAUAAUGUUUUAAAUAUAUAUAAACCUUACAGAAUGGCUAAAACUAGUUCAAUUCAUAGAAGUAAAAAGUAGAAUGGUGUUUUUUUAAAAAUCACGUGUUAUUUUUCUAAAUUUUUUAAAUUGAUACAUAAUAGUUUUACACAUUUGGGAGGUGCAAAUGAUAUUUUGAUACAUGCAUAAAAUGUGUAAUAAUUCAAUCAAGGUAAUUAGAAUAUCCAUCACCUCAAACAUUUAUCUUUUCUUUUUAUUGGAAACAUUCAAAUUCUCUUUGAGCCAUGUUGAAACACGUAAUAAAUUAUUGUUAACUACAGUUAUCCACUGUACUAUUGAACACUAUGUCUUAUUCUUUUUAACUGUAUUUUAGUACCUAUUAAUUAACCUCUUUUCAUCCUCUCUUCCUCCCACCAUUCCCAGCAUCUGGUAACCACCAGUCUACUCUCUAUCUCCUUGAGAUCCACCUUUUUAGCUCCCACAUAUAAAUGAGAACAACAAUAUAUAUCCAAAAAAAGAAAAACAAUAUGUUGAAGAGAUACCAGAUACCUGCACUCCCAUGUUUGUUGCAACAUUGUUCACAAUAGCCAAGACAUGAAAUCAACCUGUGUCCAUCAACAGAGAAGUGGAUAAAGAAAAUGUGGCAUCAUAAAAAAUGAUGAAAUUCUGUAAUUUGCAGCAUCAUGGAUGAAGCUGGAAAUUAGCAUGUUAAAUGAAAUAAGCCAGCCACAGAAAGACAAAAGUUACAUUGCCCGUUUUAAUCAAGUCGUUGGUAUGAAUUCACACAACUUUUAUCUAAUAUAUUCAUCUUGGAUAUAUUCUUAAACUUUGAAAGAGUCCUUAAGUGUCUUGUCUAUGUUGAUAAUCUUUCCUAUAGAACAUUUUCCAGCCCAGUCAGUCUUUGAAGCUAAAAUUAGGUUUAUGAAUUAAUUUUGAGAAAUAUUUUUAUGUAUAUAUUAGAAUGGACAGACAAGUCUUAUUUACCUCAAGGCUUGCGUACACCAGAAGUCAGUGCAGGAGCUAGUUGGUAUAUGGUAUGGCUUUCCCAGUUAAAUGUCAACCAAUUGGUGAAAUGAUUGAUUAAAUCAUUGAUUCACUGAUUCAUUCAUUCAUGCUUCAUUUGUUAGUUAUUUCAUUUCCCAUAUUUCUGAAUAUUUUUAUCAACUCAGCUAAAUCUUAAAAUAGAACUUAUCAUUACCUCUUCCUGGUUGUCACACACACUAUAUUAUCAC